Messenger RNA from Oryzias melastigma (Indian medaka), 1804 nucleotides. Its product is annotated as leucine-rich alpha-2-glycoprotein. Lineage: Eukaryota; Metazoa; Chordata; Actinopteri; Beloniformes; Adrianichthyidae. The record is from RefSeq and is a predicted model, not a curated record. The coding region runs from base 434 to 1396 and encodes 320 amino acids. Gene Ontology annotation, molecular function: protein binding. Gene Ontology annotation, cellular component: plasma membrane. The transcript is spliced from 2 exons.
GUGCCGGUGCCUAACCCGGCUACUGAAGGGCGAAGGCGGGGUUUACCCUGGACAGGUCGCCAGUCUGUCGCAGGGCUUGUAUUUAUUUAUUUAUAUUCUUAUUUAUCGGUAAAAGUCUGCUUUACGAUCUUUUUGAUUUCAAUGUUUUUAAUUUUUUUUUUUUGUAUUUUAUUUUAAUUUGAUUUUUUAUAUAUUUUUUUUAUUCGUGGGGAAUAUUAGUCACCUUAAAAUCUAUUUUUCUUCCAAUGCAACAGAAUGUGGAUUGGACAUGGCAGCAAGUGCAGUCACUCCCCAUGUUGACACUGCAUGUCCUUGACAAGGGACUGCUGUGGCAAGCCCUGGUUUGCACAAUAAGCAAUCAUUACAUUGCUGGAUUCCUCCCAUUGAGUGCCAGUAAACUGCCAGCUGUCAUUACCGAAUCAAACCCGUUUAAAUGGAAAACAGCUCAAUAAUGUCCAGUUGUGUUCUGGUUUUCCUCCUCGUGGUCUUCUCCUGCCAUGCGAGUCGUUCCUGUCCGGAAUUCUGCAAGUGCAACCCUGGAGGAUCAGAGGUGGUUUGCACUGAGGUUCCUCUAGUGGACUUUCCUUCUGAUGGUCUUCCAAACAGCACUACUAUCCUGACAAUCCAGCUGACAAACAUCACAUCCGUCACAGAAGAGCAUCUGAAAGCGACGCCGCUGCUGCGAGAACUCCACCUGUAUGGAAACCACCUGCGGAGCCUUUCUCCUCAUCUUCUCAGAGGCGUUCCUCUUCUGCAAAAUUUGGAUCUGACGGAAAACAAGCUGAGGGAUCUGCCCGCCGACGUCUUCAGCCACGCUCCGCUCCGCAGCUUGGUGCUGAAGAACAACCUCAUAGAAGAAGCUCGGGGAGAGUGGUUGCCUGAAAACAGCAGUCUGACCUGGUUGGACUUAUCUGGAAACCUUUUAACAAAAAUCCCAACAGUUUUGCUCCAGAAGCUCCCCAAUUUGGAAAAUCUCGAUUUAUCCAACAACCGUCUGGAGAAGAUUCCUCCACAUUCCCUGGACGGACUGGCUAAACUGGAGCGGUUGAACCUUCAGGAGAACAAGCUGCACAGCUUAGAUGCGUCUUCGUUUCAGGGCAUGCACAGCCUGACUGUUUUAACCCUCGCUCACAACAAGCUCAGCCACCUCCCGGGAAACCUCUUCCAGGGUCUGACUCGGCUCACGCAGCUGAGUCUGGACGGCAAUGAGGUGAGCCGGAUCCCUGAGGGGCUGUUUGACCCGCUGACCUCUCUGGAGGAUGGAGGCCUAGACCUGAGCGGGAAUCCUCUGGUGUGUGAGGGGAAAGCGGAGUACGUGUGUAGGUGGUUUGAGGAGAACAAGAAGGUUAUUCUGCCGGAUAGUAUCGGUACCUGCAAGUGUUCUGUGAGUCUUUGAAGGGGAAACCAUUGGAAAGCAAACCGAACCAUUAAUUAAUGUUUUGGAUCUUAUACGAUAAGUAUUAGGGCGGUGAACAUUAACGAGUUAACACACGAUUAAUCAAAAAGUGUUAAUGCAAAAAAAUAAAUAUUCCAUCAGUUCUAGUACUUUAUUCUUGCUAUUUUUUUUGUUUUAGAUCCCUUUUUACAAAAAAUUGACUGUUUGGUGCCACAAAUUAAUUUUACCUGGUAAAACAUUGAGAUUAAUCGCGUUUAAUCACAACACAAAAGCGCGAUUAAUCAGAUUUUUUUUAAUCGAUUGACAGCACUAAUUAAAAAUAAAUGUUCUAAAUGUAAAGUUUUGGGUGUGAUUUCAUGUUGCAGAUAAUAAUUGGUCGGCAAAUGCUGUAAUAAAAAUAAAAAAAUA